Messenger RNA from Callorhinchus milii (elephant shark), 5658 nucleotides. It is a transcript of the gene blm, whose product is annotated as BLM RecQ like helicase. Bases 144 to 4550 code for a protein of 1468 amino acids. The transcript is spliced from 22 exons. Gene Ontology annotation, cellular component: cytoplasm; chromosome; nucleus. NCBI's taxonomy places the organism in Eukaryota, Metazoa, Chordata, Chondrichthyes, Chimaeriformes, Callorhinchidae. Gene Ontology annotation, biological process: DNA replication; telomere maintenance; double-strand break repair via homologous recombination. Gene Ontology annotation, molecular function: 3'-5' DNA helicase activity; DNA binding; ATP binding. The record is from RefSeq and is a predicted model, not a curated record.
CAGGGCCCCGGGGCUGAGGGUCAGGGCACAGGGCCCCGGGGCUGAGGGUCAGGGCACAGGGCCCCGGGACUGAGGGUCAGGGCCUCGGGGCUCCGCCGUGUGUUCCCCGCGGAUGACAGUGAAGCUGCGGCCGCACUGACAGCAUGACGUGCCUUCCACAGAACAACCUCCGGAAGCAAUUGGAGCUCCACUCGGAGAAGGGAGUCCAGAGCAAACUGUUAGUCGGUAAAAGCAAAGCAGGGGGAUUCACAUUCAAGAAGAAGACUCCCUCAUGUAACAUUGGAGCAUCCGGCUUCCAUAAGAUACCUGGCAGCAGUGCUUUGAAAGACAAGGAUGUUAACGCUUCUGGGAAUUUUGCCACGAGCAAACCUCUUACAGCCUCAUUUUUGUCAAAGCCCAGGGAACAGCAGUUAAAAAUCACAAAUUUGUUUGAACAAAAUACCAAAAAUUCAGCAUUGAGCGUGGGAGCAACUUCAACUCCGAGAGAGACGAGAAUAACUGCGUCCGUUUCUAACACUCAGCUCACUAAGAAGCCAGACGCAGAUCAUUCCUUUGAGUCCGUUGUUAGCCUGGAUGAUUGGGAUGAUUUCGACGAUUUUGACACCUCGUGGAAAGGAAAAAGUAAUGUGAAACUCACGUCGGCGUCGUCAAACAAAGCGCUCCAGGUACAAGGAUGUAAAACAUCCCAGAAUUCAAAACACAGUACACCCACAGCAACUAAGAGUGUCACUACACCUGACCUCGAUACGAGCAAGGUUAAUGGUGAGCUCAAAGUGGAUUUUCUUCCCAAGGACAGCACACACUCAUUGUCCCAAAGGGAACCAAAAGGCUCAGAUGAUCCUGUUAUCUGCCUCGUCAAGCCUCACCUGGAGGAGAUCAAGAACAGUGAUGAUGAAGACUGCGUUGAAUCGUUCGCUCGAAGAAAGAUAAGUCGGUCGUCUGGUGCCAGAGUCCUUCUCAGUGAUGACGAGACGGACGUCAGUGGGAAUGAAGAUACAGAUGUGAAAAUUGAUUUGACAGAUGCUGACAGUAUCCCAGAUAGCCAGCCCGUGCUGGAUGCUCGCCCUGUGGACCAAGUGCCAGACAGUGACUUUGAGAUUGAAGAUUCCGAUUUUGUUGACUUUGUUCCGCCGUCUCCUCUGAAGGAGCGACUGUCUUCGCCCUCGUUGCUUAAAAGCCUCAGAGAUUCAACUGAAUUGUUGCAUCCCAGAGAGAAUUCUGUGAAAGCAGUCUCCUCAGUAAAUCCACUGUCACAAGAAAGAAGGCUCUCCAAUGAGCGGGCGUGCGUGUCAGACAGUUCAGGAGAGAGGGGGCAAGGCACCCAAUUGUUCAGCGUCAUGGAAAAGAUCUGUAACUUGGUUGAGCAGAUUCCCCUGACGCAGCUGCAGUCUCUGGCCUGUGCGGAUCAGCUGUUUCACUAUCGAGCUCUACGAAAGCAAAUCCUGGCCAACCAGAGUGAAAUGCCGAUAGUACAGAACAGGACUUGCUCGGCUGUUACUGCAAUGCCGAACCAUAACGCUUCCCAGAAUAAUAUCCCUACUUAUCCCGUCACCCCCGCCGUCACUCUUAAUCCUUCCCAGGAGCUGAAUUCUUCUAAAACGUUUACCUUCAGGAAAUCUUUCUCGACUGGUUUUGGUGGUGACGGCCGUCUGAGCGACCGGGGGGAUUGCUCGCUGUUGAACCAGACGGAUGAUCGAACGUCAGACAUCCCCGUAAGGAGCUGUGCUUCGUCCUUUACCUGCAGCCAGGGCUUCCAGAGCAAACCGCGUCUCGACACGGGAAAGCUCGAUCCCUACACCGGCGACCAUGGCACGCUGCCUACAGACACACCUCGAUCCUCACUCAGCAGCUUUGCGUACGUGGCUCCCAGGAGCCUGGAGUACUCGCGGCUCUCCUCUCCGAGCACGGGCUUUGCUGGUUUACAGGCUCGGCCUUUUGCCGAUGGCGGAGGGAGUCAUGUGAACGCCGGGACACCCGUCGACGAGAGCUACGACAUCGAGAGCUUCGACAUCGAUGACCUGGACGACGAGGACGUGCCCGAAUGUUUCCUCAGCCCCCAGAGCCGGUCAGGGACCGGCGGGCUGUCUUACAGGACAUUUCAGCCAAUCCGGGAGGAAACUGCGAAACCUCGAGCCUUUGGUGACAAAAAUCACACAAUAUCUCCGUCUGCAACUGCCAGUGUCAAGAGGUCUCAAAUGGGACGCAGCCCAGCAGACACGCUGUUUGAGAGGAACCUCCCCAGGAAUCCUGCCCUGGAGCGUUUCCGGGGCAACGAUUUCCCACACUCCAAGGAAAUGAUGACCGUUUUCCGCAAGAAGUUUGGAAUGCACCAGUUUCGAACGAAUCAGCUGGAAGCCAUCAACGCAGCACUGUUGGGAGAAGAUUGCUUCAUCUUGAUGCCAACGGGUGGUGGCAAGAGCCUGUGUUACCAGCUGCCGGCCUGUCUGACACCUGGAGUUACCGUAGUGAUUUCCCCACUCCGGUCACUCAUCUUGGAUCAGAAUCAGAAGUUGGCUUUGUUUAAUAUCGCGGCUACGUAUCUGACUGGGGACAGGAGCGACUCUGACACUGCGAGUAUCUACAUGCAGUUGUCCAAGAAAGAUCCCGUUGUGAAGCUGCUUUACUGUACCCCAGAGAAGGUCAGUGCCAGCAACAGGCUGAUCUCGGCGCUAAUAAACCUGUACGAGAGGAAACUUUUAGCUCGGUUUGUUAUUGACGAGGCUCACUGCGUCAGCCAGUGGGGCCACGAUUUCCGCCCAGAUUACAAGCGUUUAAACGAGUUGCGUCAAAAGUUUCCUUUGGUGCCAAUGAUGGCCCUGACGGCCACCGCCACACCCAGGGUCCAGAAAGAUAUCCUAAACCAGUUGAAGAUGCUGAAUCCACAAGAGUUUACCAUGAGCUUUAACAGAGAUAACCUGAAGUAUGAGGUGCUCCCAAAAAGGCCCAAGAAAAUAGCUGAUGAGUGUACCGAAUGGAUCAAAAAGAAUUAUCCACGAGACUCUGGGAUUGUUUACUGCCUGUCUCGGCGUGAAUGUGACACAGUGGCUGAAACUCUGCGGAACAGAGGACUUGCUGCUCUGGCCUACCAUGCUGGGCUCAAAGACUCCAACAGGGAACUGGUGCAAAAUAAAUGGAUAAAUCAGGACGGCUGCCAAGUCAUCUGUGCUACCAUCGCCUUUGGGAUGGGGAUUGAUAAGCCUGAUGUCCGCUAUGUAAUCCAUGCUACGUUACCCAAGUCAGUGGAGGGAUAUUACCAGGAGUCUGGCCGUGCGGGGAGAGAUGGCGAAACCUCCCAUUGUAUUCUUUACUACAGUUACCACGACGUUACGAGGAUCAGGCGUCUUAUUCAAAUGGAGAAGGAUGGGAACCAACACACCAAGCAAACCCACAUUAACAACCUGUACAGCAUGGUCCAUUACUGCGAAAACAUGCUGGAGUGCCGCAGGACACAGCUCUUGGCUUACUUCGGAGAAAAUGGUUUCGACCCCAAGUUCUGCAAAGCUAACCCGGACGCAACCUGUGACAACUGCAUCAGGGUAAAGAGUUACAAGACAAUUAAUGUCACAGAGGUGGUGAAGAAUAUCGUGCGAUUUGUUCAAGAGCAUUGCUCCAAUUCUGGUGGCAGGUACAGUGGACAGUCAUCCACGAGGCUGACCCUUAACAUGCUGGUGGAUAUCUUCCUGGGUGGUAAAAAUGCCCGAAUCCAGUCGGGUAUUUUUGGAACAGGAGCUGCCUAUACCCGGCACAAUGCCGAAAGACUAUUUCGAAAACUGGUGCUGGAUAAAAUUCUGCGCGAGGAUCUGUACAUCACAGCCAACGACCAGGCAGUGGCUUACAUCGCCAGUGGGGAGAAAGCACAUACAGUCCUCAUAGGCUGCCUUCAGGUGGAAUUUCAGGAGACGGGAAAUACCAGUAGCAUCCGGAAGCAAAAGAACUCUGUGACAAAGAAUGUUUCCAAGCGGCAGGAGAUGGUUCAGAAGUGUCUUGCUGAGCUCACUGAACUCUGCAAGAAACUGGGCAAAGUGUUUGGAGUCCAUUAUUUCAACAUCUUCAACGUUGGCACCAUCAAAAGCAUUGCAGAAUCGUUGUCAUCAGACCGGGAGGAUCUUCUGCAGAUUGACGGAGUCACUGAGGACAAACUGGAUAAAUAUGGAGGUGAACUCAUUGAAGUUCUCCAAAAAUACUCGGAAUGGCAGCUACCAGAAUAUGACCCAGUGGACAAUGAAGACAGAUGGAUAGACUGCAGAAAUUCUCAGCAUGAGGAUGAGCAAUAUUCCGAGACCUCCGAGUACUUCAGCAGCAACAGAAAAAGCAACAAGAGGAAGUGUCGGAAAACGCCGUAUUUCAGAAAGGCAAAGAAAAGAAAGACUGGGCAAAACAGCAACCAAUCUUCUUCGAAAAGUUUCAACACAAAGUAUUCAUCGACUACAAGACAGUCCAAUCCUAAACAAGGAACAACAUCCUGGAAGACACCGGGAGUUAUGCCGCUGCCUGUUCCUCGAAGCAACAAUCGGCGACCCUUCCUCAAGCCUUCAUACUCCUUUGGAUGACUUUUUUUAACUGCCUCAUGUUUGACAGGAGUUGUGCAAUGUACAGUUCUCUUACAAUUGCUAUGCUGCGCCCUGGGCUGGGAUUAAAAUCAGACUUCGGAGCUGCUAGCCAGCCUGGAAUUGAAAAUGCUCUGGAUUACUUGCAGUUCUUGAGUGAAUUGAGCUUCGUAAACUGCCUUAAAGCUGCUUUGACCAAUGGAAAGUGAUGACACUAGUAGAGCUGUGAGGCUGAGGCAGGUUGUUUCCAGAUUGAACGAUGAUGGAAUUCGUACAGUAAAAUUAUUUUCUGAAACUCAACGAAUGUCUGGUUCUCACCAAGUUGGUUAUUUAUAGAUAUCGUUCUCCCCACCCCGCACCUCAUGUUUAAUUAAAAUGUUAGACAUAUUUAAUGAAUGGCUGUGAUAAGGUUGUUAUGUAAAUGCUGUAUGUUAUUUUGAUGCUGUAUAUAACUUGCAUACUCUGAAAUGUAGCCAAGUGUAGUUUAACUGCUUAAGAUAUAAUUGUAUAUACAGUAUAUAAGUAACUUGAGGGUUCUUGGGCAUUUUUCCUGCCAUAAAACAAAUCUUUUUCUCCCGCUUCUCUCUGGAUCGUUGCAUAUCUAACUACAACUAGUUGCUGCAUCGAGCCUGCCCUUACCGGUGUGGGCCAUCUGGGAUAUAUUGUUCAAGGUUUUUAAACCAAGAUAGGGAGGGGAGUGACAAACUAAUGCACUGUACAGUAUAUUGAGAAGUAGGGCAUGUUAUUGGUGUUAUUGCUUGUGGUAUAAUUCUUACAGUCGAUGCUUACCUCAGCCAAACUGAGUGAUUUUAAUUUAUGGAUUACAGGUUUACGGAUUACAGAUUUAACAGUUUCCAUUUUAUGAGUCCCAAGACUUGUUUUUUAUGUUGCAAUGAAUCUUGUUGAUCCUAAUCUGGAUACCCCAUCGCAGUAAGGAUCUUGGAUAUUUAAUCUUAUCUGAAAGAUAAAAUGUGUGUGAGUGUAGAGGGGGUGAGGGGGGGGGGGGCAGCUUACCAUUGAAUGAUGUCUUCAAAGCUUCAGAAUGAGUCUGACCUGUUUUGUAUUAUCUAUUUUACCCCCCUCCCCUGCUUAUAAUAAAAAUUCUGCUGAA